AUGAGAUCUCACACAUGAAAAACCUCUGGAGAAUCAGAUUCUGAUAAGUCGUCUUCUGAUGAGAGUUCGUCAGAAGCAGAUAUAAGCCCUGUAGGUUAUAAGCCGAUACGACCGAAUUCGUUGACUCUAGAUUUAACUCAACAGAUGAUUGCGAGGAAGAAAAGAAGGUACUCAUUAGAUUCUAGCUCAGAAGAAGAAUCCCCGAAUCAUAAUAAGAAAGCUACUCAUCGCCAUACUCAUGGAAAUUUAGAGCAUUCUCAUACACGGCCAGAUAGUUCUCAGUUCGAGCUACCAAAAUCAAAGAUUUCGCAAGCAAGGCCAAACGAAAAUUCGAAACACAAGCUGAUAAUUGACAAAGAGCGGCUAUCUGGUAUUAAUUCGAGCAGAGCAGUGUCUUGUUAUCGAUGCACUGUGAUUUAA
Molecule: messenger RNA, 420 nt
Organism: Blepharisma stoltei
Lineage: Eukaryota; Ciliophora; Heterotrichea; Heterotrichida; Blepharismidae
Source: the annotation of a GenBank genome assembly